AUGACACGCUUGAUCGCGCGCUAGAGUUCUGGUGGAUCUGGUCUCUCAGAGUUGCUAUCCACUACGGAGUUUGGCUGCGAUCGCACACUUCCCUUCUGCGGCAUUCCUCACCAACUUCAUUAUCCCUUUAUUCUCUCAUCUACUUGGUACUUCCGUGAUCCUUCCGGCUCGAGUGCUUUCGGUUGUGGCGCGACUGAAAAUUGCACCGGUCUACCGAUGCCACGGCCGGCUUUACGUAUCCUUUCUUACGUCCGGACCUGCAAAACGAUAUCCAACCUCACCGUUAGCCUUGUUUCCGGUCCGCCACAUACACACGUCUACGUUAGAUUACCUUCACACCUUCUUCUUGUUGGCUCAACUUUCUUAGACCUCAAGCCCAUUGAACUGCCUGCUGAAUUCGAGUCUCAUGGUAUGCUUUUUCUCUUCUGCUUUCACUUCUCAAUCUUUUUGUCCUCUACUUAUCUGUUGCCCCAUCAUUCACAGAAAACAUUGUAUAUUUAUCACCGAGGCUUAAAAAAAACGUAUUUAGAUAAUUAUUGUAGGUUCCUUAGGCCCAGUAGCCACUCCCGAAUCGACAUUGUUUGUUGUAUGACGCCCACGGCAUUGUUUAGAAGCCUGAUUUAG
This is a messenger RNA of Protopolystoma xenopodis, 624 nucleotides long. The record is from the annotation of a GenBank genome assembly. Lineage: Eukaryota; Metazoa; Platyhelminthes; Monogenea; Polystomatidea; Polystomatidae.